UUGGAACCAAUGGGUAACCCUCCCAAUUUCCUACUCGGACCUCCCCCGAGACGCUCAGCUCACCAUAACAAUCUACGACUGUGCAGGCCCAGGUCGCCAAGUCCCAGUGGGUGGAACGACAAUCUCCCUCUUCGGCAAGUACGGAGUAUUCCGCCAGGGGAUGCUGGACCUGCGAGUGUGGCCUGGGUUCGAGGCAGACGGUAACGUUCCCCCCUCGACCCCAGGGAAGGCCAGAGACUCCGGAAAAGAGCAGAUGCAGCGGCUGGCGAAACUCGCCAAGAAGCGAAGAAACGGCCAGAUGAGCCGAGUGGACUGGCUGGACCGGCUGACCUUCAGGGAGAUCGAGCUGAUAAACGAGCGUGAGAAGAGGGCCUCCGAGUACCUCUACCUCACCGUCGAGUUCCCCGAGGUAACGAUGGACGGAGUGCCCCACUCAAUCGUCUACUACGAGAAAGAUGGGGACGAAGUGGUCCAGCAUCGCUCCCAGCCAGACGUGGUGACCCUCCCCGACUACGAGAUCCUCCAGGAGAACCUGGUGGAGGGUAAACACCACAAAUUAGCCCGCAGUCUUCGCUCCGGAGGGAACACGAGGGACGUCAAGCCCACUUCGACAGUCCGAGACGCCCUCAACACGAUCCUGGGCUAUCCCCCGACGACAGCCCUCUCGACAGAGGAGCAGGAUCUCAUCUGGAAGUUCAGAUUUCACUUGUCUAAUCAGAAGAAGGCCCUGACCAAGUUCGUUAAAUGCGUCAAUUGGAAGAUGCCUGGGGAGGAGAAGCAGGCGUUGGAGAUGCUGGCCCUCUGGACCCCUCCGGACCCUGAGGACGCUCUGGAGCUCCUGGGGCCAGCCUUCACCCAUCCUGCCAUCAGGAGGUACGCCAUUGGGCGGCUCAACCAGGCGCACGACGAGGACCUCAUGCUUUAUCUGCUGCAGCUGGUGCAGGCCCUCAAGUACGAGAACUUCGAGGGGAUCAAGCUGGCGAGCCAGAGGAUAGCCAGGGAGUCUGAGAGGGAGAGGGAGGGGAGGAGUGUCAGUGUGGAGUACACUCCCUCGGGGAUAUCCACUUCCAGUGACUCGGAGGCUUGUGUCUCGACGACCAGCCAGGAAUCCCCAAUGGAUCUCUCCUCAUUUCUCAUCACCAGAGCCUGUCAGAACUCUACUCUAGCUAAUUAUUUCUACUGGUAUCUCUCGAUCGAGUGCGAGGAACAGCCGGAUCCUGCCAUCACUGUUAAACAGGACACCAGGGUCAGGGAGAUGUAUCUCACUGUCAUGAAGAUGUUCUCGACUGCUUUGGCACAGGGGAAUGCUGUCUGGCAGAAGAGGAGGGCUUUCCUGGCCAGGCAGAAGACCUUCAUUGAACAGCUGGUGGCCUUGGUGAAAAAUGUCGCCAGGGAGAGUGCGAAUAGGAAGAAGAAGACUGACAGGCUCAAGGCACUUCUUGCUGAACCUGAUCCUGCCUCCAAAUUUAAUUUCUCGAAUUUCGAACCCAUACCCUUUCCACUCGAUCCAGAGAUAUCCAUCAAGGGAAUCAUCCCUGAUAAGGCUAGUUUAUUUAAGUCAGCUCUCAUGCCAUCGAAAUUAACAUUCCUGACGACUGACAAUACGGAGUAUAUUGCCAUCUUCAAGCAUGGAGAUGAUCUGAGGCAGGACCAGUUGAUUUUACAGACCAUUGCGCUGAUGGAUAAACUCCUGAGGAGAGAGAAUUUGGAUUUGAAGUUGACUCCAUACAGGGUAUUGGCAACAAGUACAAAGCAUGGAUUCGUCCAAUUUAUAGAGUCAACAACAGUUGCAGAGGUUUUAGCCAGUGAGGGAUCCAUACUAAAUUUCUUCAGGAAACAUCAUCCUUCGGAGACUGGUCCUUAUGGGGUAGCACCUGAAGUCAUGGAUACUUACGUUCGCAGUUGUGCUGGUUAUUGCAUCAUUACGUACGUCCUGGGAGUUGGAGAUCGUCAUCUGGACAAUUUAUUAUUGACAACAUCAGGGAAAUUAUUUCACAUAGACUUUGGCUACAUCCUGGGAAGGGACCCAAAACCCCUCCCCCCACCCAUGAAACUCAGCAAAGAGAUGGUGGAAGCCAUGGGUGGAGUGGGCUCAGAGCACUACCACGAGUUCAAAAAGCAAUGCUACACUGCCUUCCUCCACCUCAGGAGAAACGCAAACCUCAUGCUGAAUUUAUUCUCCCUCAUGGUGGACGCCAGUGUCCCUGACAUCGCCCUGGAGCCAGACAAGGCAGUGAAAAAGGUCCAGGAUAAAUUACGACUGGACCUGAGCGAUGAAGAAGCUGUGCAUUAUGUUCAUAAUCUACUGGAUCUCUCGGUUACUGCUGUCAUGGCUGUUCUCGUUGAACAACUCCACAAAUUUGCGCAAUACUGGAGAAAAUAAAUUGUAAAUAUCUCUAAAAAAAUUGAAAUUUUUCAUUUUUUUCAUAAUAAAAUUAAAAAUUAUGAAGAGAAUCAAAAAUUUAUUCCUUUGUAAGCAAGGAAGAGGAAAUUAAAAUAUCCAUUAUUCAAUCGUCAAUAUCUCGAGAUUGGCUGAGUGAAAUUGAAUGUUGUUUUUGUCUUUUCAAAGGUUUCUUUUCAGACUUCAAAAUGAGCCUUGAUUUAUUCAAAUCGCAUCGUCUAAUCCGGAGAUAUUGAAGAUUUAAGAAAGGUUUAUUUUAGUUAAUCUUCCCCUAGCAUAACUCAUCAACAAGACUGUGUUCCAUAGGACUUAUGAAUAAUGCCUGCAAUAUAUUUUGGGAUUGCCUUUUUAUUUCGAUAUUAAAAUAUUUAAUCCUAA
Messenger RNA from Diachasma alloeum, 2779 nucleotides. It is a transcript of the gene Pi3K59F, whose product is annotated as phosphatidylinositol 3-kinase catalytic subunit type 3. The record is from RefSeq and is a predicted model, not a curated record. Gene Ontology annotation, molecular function: 1-phosphatidylinositol-3-kinase activity. Gene Ontology annotation, biological process: phosphatidylinositol-mediated signaling; autophagosome assembly; endocytosis. Gene Ontology annotation, cellular component: peroxisome; phagophore assembly site; phosphatidylinositol 3-kinase complex, class III, type I. NCBI's taxonomy places the organism in Eukaryota, Metazoa, Arthropoda, Insecta, Hymenoptera, Braconidae.